Paralichthys olivaceus (Japanese flounder) is the source of this 1678-nucleotide messenger RNA. Its product is annotated as probable G-protein coupled receptor 160. The record is from RefSeq and is a predicted model, not a curated record. Gene Ontology annotation, cellular component: signaling receptor complex; plasma membrane. Lineage: Eukaryota; Metazoa; Chordata; Actinopteri; Pleuronectiformes; Paralichthyidae.
UAGAGGACAGGUCUACCUGACAGAACUCACAGACCUGCACAGACGAGACGUGACGAGCACACACAGGACUCUAAGCUGCAUCACUGGACAAGACUUGAGCAUCUGUACGUCUACUACGUCUCACUGGACGACGAUAAUCCUGAGCACAGAGCAAUCCCUGGAACGUGUUUAUGCUGACCUGAGCACUGCCGAUAACUUCAAUGCUGCCAGACUUGCCAGUGUAUCCUGAUACUAGCCACACCUUCAAAAUGCUAGCUAUCUUGGAGCAAUGGGAUGAGAGGUCUGGUUACAAAAUAGACAACACUGGGAAGUACCUGUCGCUUAUGCUUAUAAAGUUGGGAAUAGACACAGUGGUCUUUGUCCUAUGCUGCCGGAAGCUGUAUACCUCCUUUUUGAACAUGUGCAGCCUGUCCAUCGUCCUCGCCGACCUGGCGAUGGUGCUCUGUAUGACAGCUGUGUGGCUUCUCGGGCCUGAGAGGUCUCCUCUGUCCCCCUGCUUUGUUUUGGCUCACACCGCAGCAACAUUUGAAGCACUGCCCCUGCCGGUGAUUGGCUUGGGUAUAAUUGACUACUGUAUAGAAGAUGCCUGCCUUGCCAAUAAGAACACCUUUUGCAAAUUUCUCAGGAACGUGGUCUUGACAUUGCUGGUGUGGAUGCUUGCUGUUAUUUACUCCAUUGCUUAUGCAAAAGUUGAGCUGAUGGAACUGGUUACUGUGACAGCAGUAAAGGCUUUGGUGUGUGAGGAAAAGGAGUCCAUGCUGAUUACAUACUUCCUUUUGGGGCUUUUUGCUGCAGUAACUUUGACGAUGCUGCCCUUUUCAACAAGCAUUCCCAUGUGGGUGAGGGAAGCCAACAGGUUAUCUGAAUUGAGGGAAAAACAUGUGGACCAGAGGAGCGACUUGUUCACUGUAAGCCCGUCCACUGAGACAAAAAGCAGUAAGGAAAAUGAUCUGGGGGAGACCAACUGGCAACGACCGCCCCUGUGGCUCAGUCUAACUCUGGGCUUUUCUUUAUUUUGGAUUCCUUAUCUCACAGUGUCUGUGGCUUGUCUGGUCCUCGGCUUUGGAGUGCCUGCCUACAUCACUGUUAACCUUCUGUGGAUCGAGUGCACCAACAGCUUACUGGUGGGAGUGGUGUUCUGGGUAAAGAGCAGGUCGCUUGGGCCAUACUGCCAUCUGCCUGAAAAUGUAUGUUUAUGGCAUGUUUUCUGGCAUUUGAGUAAAGGAACAUGGCAGCAGCAACCCCCUGCAGCUGUGUUUAAUCCAUCAGAAGGGAAGAGGAACCAUCUUUUCUACAUCUGACAUCAAAUGUUCUCCAAUAAACUUCUUACAUCACAGAACUGACAGAGUUGAAAACCAUGAGAUAGGGAAGUGAAUCAAGACUUGUAUGUAUCCACUACACAUUGUUUACUUAUGUGAAUGUGAUGAUAAUGAAAACUCCAUUUACCAUACAUAGAGAUGGAUGAAUUUUUUAGAGAGGAGCAAAGUACUGUGAAAAAAAACUGCAAUACAAAACGUUUGUAAAUAUUUACAGAAAUAACUACACAUUUUAUAUUCUCUGUACUUUUAUAUGUUUGUUAUACAGCUCUAAAGAUGAUUUAGGACUUUGGGAAAUCGUGAUGUUAAUGAUAUGUUAUGAUGUUUUAAAAUGGUGUGUCUAAAUAAAAAUAUUCAGAAAC